UGUGUCGGCUGCUUGACACUCUUACCUCUAGUAUUUAACCCAUCAUACAUUCAUACAUAUCAUAAUCCUUCAACCAUUCUCCUUAAUUCCAUUCAAUUUUUUUUUCUCUCCUCUCAUUCACAACUAAAAAAAUGGGAAACUGUGUUUUCAAAGAUUACUACAACACCACCACCACAAACUCAUCAACGUUGCUAGAUUACCAAAAACACCCAGUAACUACCAUGAACAAACAAACAACAACAACAACAACAACAACAACAUCAAUGAUCAAAGUAGUAACAACAACAGGUGGAAUCAUGGAACUAUAUGCACCAAUCACAGCUGAACAAAUCACCUCAGAGUUUCCAAACCAUGGCAUUUUUCUUACCCCGAACCCGAAUACCCACCCGCCACUCUUACACAAUGAUAACCUACGACCCGGAUUGUUUUACUACCUAUUACCUCUCACACUAUCAUCAUCUACAACGUCAAUUAACGGUGUUUUAACGACGCCGUAUCGAAUGUCAGUUGAUCAAGUGGGUACAACUACGAGGAUGGUGUACAAAACACAACCCGACCCGGAUGUUGUACGUAAGUAUAACGGGUCGGGUGUAUGGAAGGUAAGGUUAGUUAUAAACCCGGAGUAUUUGUCAGAGAUUUUGUCACAAGAUAAUAAAACUCAACAGUUGAUUGAGAGUGUUAGGACUGUUGCUAAGUGUGGAAGUGGGAGUGUUAAUACGACGUCGUCUUCUUCGUCGGUUGGAGGUUGUAGUAACUCUGAUCAGUGUAGUGUGUCUAGCUGUAAUUUUCAUCUUAAAGGUUCUUUCUAACAUUUAAUGAAUUACUAUGGUUUUUUUUAUUAUUAUAAAUAUUUACUUGUAUGAUUGGUCUAUAUCAUGUAAUAAUAGUAGCGUAUUUGUGUAUAUUAUAUGGUUAGGUGUUAGGGAAAUUUAUGGACUACUAUAUUGCUUUUAUGAUUUUGCACAUACUCUUAUGCUCUCUCCGUCUCAUAAUAUAGUGCUUAUUUCA
Molecule: messenger RNA, 1008 nt
Organism: Beta vulgaris subsp. vulgaris (sugar beet)
Lineage: Eukaryota; Viridiplantae; Streptophyta; Magnoliopsida; Caryophyllales; Amaranthaceae
Exons: 1
Coding region: 132-809 (225 amino acids)
Source: RefSeq, a predicted model, not a curated record